This is a messenger RNA of Rotaria socialis, 780 nucleotides long. The record is from the annotation of a GenBank genome assembly. Lineage: Eukaryota; Metazoa; Rotifera; Eurotatoria; Philodinida; Philodinidae.
AUGAAGCACAUCACAGAUACAGGAGCUCAAUACGUCGCUACUGUAUUACGAAAUAACACGACACUCAUCGAGCUGGACCUUCAGCAAAAUCGCAUCGGAGAUACACUCACCAAACUGAACCUUCACUGCAAUCGAAUCGGAACUCCUGGAGCUCAAUAUCUCGCUGAAGCCUUACGACAUAACGAAACACUCACCGAGCUUUAUUUUGCCCAAAGUUCAAUCGGAGAUGUUGGAGCACAAUAUAUCGCUUAUGCUCUACGAGAUAACAAGGCACUAACCAGGCUCAUCCUUGGACGUAAUCAAAUCAGAGAUGCUGGAGCUCAAUAUCUGGCUGAUGCACUACGGCAUAACAAGGCACUCAUCCAUCUGAGCCUUGGUGACGAUCCAAUCGGAGACGCUGGAGCUCAAUGUUUGGCUGACGCACUACGGCAUAACAAGACACUCACCGAAUUCAGGUUUAAUAGCGAUCAAAUUGGAGCUACUGGAGCUCAAUAUCUCGCUGAUGCACUACAAGAUAACAAGACACUCACCAAACUGAGCGUCGGGGGCAAGCAAAUAGGAGCUGUUGGAGCUAAAUAUUUCGCUGAUGCAUUACAAAAUAACGAGACACUCAAACGGUUCUACCUUCAGGACUCCAACAUCGGAUAUGCUGGUGCUCAAUAUCUCGCUGAUGCACUACGGCAUAAUAAGACACUCUGGACAUUGUUGAUCUCCCGUAUGAACAAUAUUUCUUCAUCACUUUUAGAAAAAUUGAAGCAACAAGACUCACGAUUCACCUAA